This is a messenger RNA of Miniopterus natalensis, 1330 nucleotides long. It is a transcript of the gene VAT1, whose product is annotated as vesicle amine transport 1. Gene Ontology annotation, biological process: negative regulation of mitochondrial fusion. Gene Ontology annotation, molecular function: oxidoreductase activity. Gene Ontology annotation, cellular component: mitochondrial outer membrane. The record is from RefSeq and is a predicted model, not a curated record. NCBI's taxonomy places the organism in Eukaryota, Metazoa, Chordata, Mammalia, Chiroptera, Miniopteridae.
GAGGUAGCCGAGGUGGCCACCUUGGUGGCGGCGGCCGAGGCAGGGGCAGUAGAGGAAGCCUCUUCGCCGCCCCCGAAUGCCGCAGCAGCGGGCGACGCCCCCGCACCCACGGCCUCCGAGGGGGCCGCCGCCUCGCAGCCGCGGCUGCGCUCUCUGGUGCUCACUGGCUUUGGCGGCUACGACAAGGUGAAGCUGCAGAGCCGGCCGGCCGCGCCCCCGGCCCCCGGCCCCGGGCAGCUGACGCUGCGCGUCCGGGCCAGUGGGCUCAACUUCGCGGACGUUAUGGCCCGGCAGGGGCUUUACGACCGCCUGCCGCAGCUGCCCGUCAUUCCGGGCAUGGAGGGCGCGGGAGUCGUGACCGCGGUGGGCGAGGGAGUCAACGACCGCAAGGUAGGGGACCGGGUGAUGGUAUUGAUCCGUUCGGGCAUGUGGCAGGAGGAGGUGACUGUGCCCUCAGCCCAGACCUUCCUGAUGCCUGAGGCCAUGACUUUUGAGGAAGCCGCUGCUUUGCUGGUCAAUUACAUCACAGCAUACAUGGUCCUCUUUGAUUUUGGCAACCUACGGCCUGGGAACAGCGUUUUGGUACACAUGGCUGCAGGGGGUGUGGGUAUAGCUGCCUUGCAGCUGUGCCGCACAGUGGAGAAUGUGACGGUGUUCGGAACGGCCUCGGCCAGUAAGCACAACGUGCUGAAGGAGAACGGGGUCACAUACCCCAUUGACUACCACACGACUGACUACGUGGAUGAGAUCAAGAAGAUCUCCCCCAAAGGCGUGGACAUCGUCAUGGACCCUCUGGGUGGAUCAGAUACUGCCAAGGGCUACAACCUCCUUAAACCCAUGGGCAAAGUGAUCACUUACGGAAUGGCCAGCCUAGUGACAGGCCCCAAGCGGAGCCUGAUGGCCAUGGCACGCACAUGGUGGAAUCAGUUCAGCGUGACAGCUCUGCAGCUGCUGUCGGCCAACCGAGCUGUGUGUGGCUACCACCUGGGCUACCUGGAUGGUGAGGUGGAGCUGCUCAAUAGGGUGGUGACCCACCUCGUGACUCUGUACAAUCAGGGCCACAUCAAACCUCACAUUGACUCUGUGUGGCCCUUCGAGAAGGUGGUGGAUGCCAUGAGGCAGAUGCAGGAGAAGAAGAAUGUGGGCAAAGUGCUCCUGGUGCCUGGGCCAGAGAAGGAGAACUAGGACGGGGGCUGGGAGACCCCCAGGACCCGGGAAGAGAGAAGCUGGGAAGCCACGUGACUGCCCCAUACCCUCGCAUUUCAUCCUUUGUCGUAAUGCUCUGCCCUCUCUCCCCCAAAGGUCUGUGGUGAUGACCUCCCCCAUGCCC